AUGGACCUGGAGAUGGAGGAUUUGCCCAGCGGCCCGCUGGACCUGUACAGGACAAAGGCGUCCUUCAGCUGGAAGGACAUGCUUCGCUUCAUGGAAGGAGACCAAAUCCUGCGUUUCAAACAAUGUGUCUGCAAGACUUUGGAGAAUGAUCCUGUUUUCGCGCGCCGGCCCGGAGAGGACGUCUCCGUGGACAGACACCGGGAACUGUCCUUCCUCAGGGUUCGGCAGCUCUUACGCUACAACUUCGUGACAAGUGAAGAGGACAUGGCUGAGCCCUUGAAGACCCUGGCCCUGAACGACUGCCUCGGCAUGUACGACUUGGGUCUGGCGGGAAAGCUCUUUCUCGGCAAAGAGAUGUUUGGAGCAACUAUCAUCAGUUCAGGAACAAGCAGACACCUAAAAUAUGUUGAAGACACUGAAGACAUGACAAUUUUUGGAUGCUUUGCGAUGACUGAGCUGAGUCACGGCAGCAACACCAGAGCCUCAAGGACCACCGCCACCUACGAUCCCUCCACUCAGGAGUUUGUGAUCAACACUCCGGACCAUGAGGCUGUUAAGUUCUGGGUGGGAAACCUGGGCAAGACGGCCACCCACGCAUUGGUGUUCGCUCAGCUCUACACACCAGAUGGAGUUUGCCAUGGCUUGCACCCCUUUAUUGUCCCUGUUAGAGACCCCGGGAGUCUGCUGGCUGUCCCUGGUGUCUUGGUUGGAGAUGUUGGAAGGAAGGUGGGCCAGAACGGACUGGAUAACGGGUUUGCAUUGUUCUACAACAUGAGGAUCCCUCGAGAAAACCUUUUGAAUAGGACGGGAGAUGUUACUCCUGAUGGCCGUUAUGUGACACCUUUCAAGGACCCCAACAAGCGUUUCGGGGCAUCUCUUGGAGCCUUGUCAGGCAGCAGGCUGUUCAUCACCAGGAUGGCUCUGGCCAAACUGAGGCUUGCUCUGACUGUGGCUAUCCGCUUUUCAGCCACCAGAAGACAGUUUGGACCCAAAGACACAGAGGAAAUUCCUGUUUUGGAGUACCAAUUACAGCAAUGGCGACUGAUCCCAUAUCUGGCAGCGGCGUACGCCCUCCAGUAUUUCUCCAAGUCCAUCUUCUUGAACUUUGUUGAGUUCCGGAUUGGACAAAGGAUGGGAGACACCAGUGACAGACAGGCGGAUAUGGGCAGGGAGAUCCACGCCAUGUCCUGCGCCAGCAAACCUCUGGGCUCGUGGAUAGCUCAGAGGGGGAUCCAGGAGUGCAGGGAGGCCUGUGGUGGUCACGGAUACCUGGCCAUGAACCGGCUGGGUGAGUUACGAGACGACAAUGACCCAAACUGCACGUAUGAGGGAGACAACAACGUGCUGCUGCAGCAGACCAGCAACUACCUGCUUGGCUGUCUCCGCGCCAAACUGCGUGACGGGGUGCAGAUCAAAUCUCCUCUUCAAACUGUAGAUUUCUUGGAUGGUUAUCAGAAGGUUCUUCAAAGCCGUUUUACAGAAACAACGGUGGAGGGGUGUUUGGACCCAGCAGUGUCCGUGGCGACCUACCGGUGGCUGGUGUGUUAUCUGCUGGUGGAGAGUGUAAAGAAGCUGGAGCAGCAGAGAGCCUCGGGCAGGAGCGUGUUCGAGGCUCGGAACAACAGCCAGGUGUACUUCUGCAGGUCCUUGGCCAUCACCUUCAUAGAACACAGCUGUCUGCAGAGGUUCCAUGAGGUGACCACCGACCAGGACACGCCGGCCGCUCUCAGACCGGUCCUGAGUCGCCUCUGUGCCCUGUAUGGACUGUGGAGCCUCAGCAGCCACAUGGCAACGCUGUACCAGGGUAGCUACUUUAGCGGGAGUCGUCCUGUAGAGUUGGUCCAGACGGCCGUCCUCACUCUCUGCUCCGAGCUCAAGGACGAUGCAGUCGCUUUGGUGGAUGUUUUGGCUCCAAGUGAUUUCAUCCUCAAUUCACCGAUUGGCAAAGCAGAUGGACAGCUCUACAAGAACCUGUGGUCGACGGUGAUGCAGGGUGACCGGGUUCUGGAGCGUCCGUCCUGGUGGGAGGAGUUCUGCUGCAACAAGCCUGAGGUCGGAUCUCUGCGGCCGAAACUCUAG
This is a messenger RNA of Cololabis saira (Pacific saury), 2079 nucleotides long. RefSeq names its product acyl-CoA oxidase 3, pristanoyl (gene acox3). The transcript has 18 exons. Bases 1 to 2079 code for a protein of 692 amino acids. Gene Ontology annotation, biological process: fatty acid beta-oxidation using acyl-CoA oxidase; lipid homeostasis. Gene Ontology annotation, molecular function: fatty acid binding; pristanoyl-CoA oxidase activity; FAD binding. The record is from RefSeq and is a predicted model, not a curated record. NCBI's taxonomy places the organism in Eukaryota, Metazoa, Chordata, Actinopteri, Beloniformes, Belonidae. Gene Ontology annotation, cellular component: peroxisome.